GUGAAGUGGCUGUCAUUGAUAAAACAUCUAUGAUACGUUUCCAUGGAUGUUCUGAGGAGAUACCAAAGAUGCGCUAUAACUGGUGAGACUUUCUGCUGGUGCGGUGAACCAUGCGCCAGCUGAACCAUGACAGCGGGAACAACACAAGCAAUCCAGUCUCAGCAACAGCAAGUUAAAUUAAUGUGUUGUAAAGUAUUUAUUGUGACGUUAGCUAGUUCAAUGUAAAAUUAAUCCAGGUCAUCUCUUUUUUUUUUUUUUUGGGUGAAAUUCCCGCCAUACAAUAUGGGAUGUGGAUGCAUGUAAGCCACCAUUAUUACGAGUCUAGAGUCAAAAGGGUGAUUCGUAAUACAAAGACGGACACACGUGUACACAGUCUCCUCCUGGACUGACCCAACAGCAUUUUGACAUGAUGAAUACCAUUGGAGCUAGAGUAAUCCUUCUCAACCUGAGGUACACCUUCCAGAAAGCAGGCUCCUUUACCAGAACCAGACUCAUCCAGAGCUCCAGGGAAUGUUUCGUUAAAAGAGGGCAGAUCUUAUCCCAGAUACCCAAGGUGACGUUGCUAUGUUGGGGCGCAGUCAAUGCAUCAUCCUGUGCAGCCAGAUGCCAGGAAGCAACUCUUCCACAUCCAACCGCAGGCAGAAAGUCCCUUGCCAAAGUCCAAGUGCACAAAGUUUUAUUUUGUCUCCGCCUCAGCCUUCGUGCAUUGGUGCUGCUACUCAAAUUUGGCCCCCUGCUCCUCUUCUUCCCCUUGACUUUGGUGUCCACUCGCUGGGCGUCUUGCUGGCUGAGUGCUCUGCUGUGGGUGACUGAAUCAUCUGGUCCCACUUUCAUCAAGCUGGGGCAGUGGGCCAGCACCAGGCGGGACGUCUUCCCUCAGGAGUUUUGUGAGCGCUUCUCCGCGCUUCACGUAAAGGUUCGCCCGCACUCCUGGACCCACACCAAGCAGUGUCUCCGGAGGGCUUUCGGGGAGGACUGGAGGAGAGUUUUGAGGUUUGAGAGCAAAGAGCCCGUGGGUUCAGGAUGUGUGGCACAGGUGUACAGAGGCUGGGCGAGGGCGGACCAGGUGGAGGACCCUGCCUUCCAGUCGCUGGUGGAAGAGAUGGAGAAAGAAGACCUGCUGGAAGCCUGGGAGAUCCCUGGCCUGGGUGGAGUAGCCAGGUCCCUGCGCCAGCUCUGGAGGCGGAGUAAGGAGGAGGACGGCUUUGAGGAGAGAGGUCACUUAGAGGAGAGCGGCACAGAGAAGGGGCAUCUGAUACCUGUGGCUAUCAAGGUGAUACAUCCAGGCGUCAGGAGGCAGGUGGAAAUGGACAUACUGCUGAUGAAAGCUGGCAGUUGGCUCCUGCACUGCCUGCCUGGACUCAAGUGGCUCAGUCUGUGUGAGAUAGUAGGGGAGUUUGAGAAGCUCAUGACAAAACAGAUUGAUCUGCGCUUUGAGGCCAAGAACAUCGAGCGUUUCCAGGAAAACUUCCGCAAUGUGGAUUAUGUCAAGUUCCCAACGACGUUACGACCAUUUGUCACCAGAUCUAUUUUAGUGGAAACGUUUGAAGAGAGCGAGCCCAUUUCAAACUACCUGAGCUCCGACGUUCCUCUGGACGUGAAACAGAGAAUAGCCAGAAUGGGAAUAGAGACCAUGCUGAAGAUGGUUUUUGUGGACAACUUUGUCCACGGGGAUCUCCAUCCCGGGAACAUUCUGGUCCACCGCUGCAGACCUCCUGGUUCCACUGACAGCGCUGGUGUCUCAGGGGAGGCUCAUGGGAAGACCACCCUCACUGACUUGUGGGACACAGUGGUGGUCAGCGUCAGACCAGACCCGUGUCCUUACCAGCUGGUGCUGCUGGACGCCGGCAUCGUAGCCCAGCUCAACGAGCGCGAUCUCGCCAACCUCAAGGCCGUCUUCACGGCUGUGGUGCUGCAACAGGGUGAGCGAGUGGCAGAGCUGCUCCUGAAUCACGCUCGGGCCAAUGAGUGCCAAGACGUGCCGCAGUUUAAGAAGGAGAUGGCCCACCUGGUGGACAACGCCCUCAGUAAAACCCUCUCUCUGGGAAAGUUCCAAGUGGGUGACCUGCUGUCCAGAGUAUUUGGUCUACUCAUCAAACACAAGGUGAAGCUGGAGAGUAAUUUUGCCUCCGUUGUGUUUGCCAUCAUGGUGCUGGAGGGUCUCGGCAGGACGCUCGAUCCAAAUUUGGACAUCCUGGAUUUAGUCAAACCUCUGCUGCUAAAGAACUGUGCCGCAAUGCUCUGACACACACACACACACACACACACGGAUCUUAAGCACAAUGGAUCACACACACACACACCGGGCAUCUGGAACAACACGCGUGCACUAAGCUCUAUAUACUGUAUACAUGUAGUACAGCGGUAGAUAAGGUGCAUGUGUAUGCUGUAUCCUCCUAAUUCUAUGCUGAUGGGUUGUUUUACAAGAUGCCACUGUCUCAUCACUACAUUUUUAGCAGUGUCCUAAAUACCUCAUUACGUUUUUAAUUUCUCAUAGUUCCACUUUUAUCCCUGCUCCUCUUGAAUUUUAACAUCCCCCCCCCCCCCCCUCCCGUCUGGUUUUAAGUACAAACAUUUCACCCACAGGAAAAUAAAUCUUCCAGGUACCUCUAACUGAGCCUAAUGAACGAGACUGUUUACAUGAGACACAGAUUGUGUAAGAGACCAUUUGGAGUGAUUUAAGAUGUAAAAGAGAAUCCUGCGACUAUCCAAAGCAUGUUUUACUCUUCAACGACUAAUAUUGAUCUCAUGUCUUUCAUUGCAUCUGAAAUAAUGUUGUCUAAUGAACCUUAUUUGCUUUAAGUGUGAAUUACAAUCUUCUGUACCGUUGAGCAUGUGAAGGCUUAGGUGUGCUCACAACUGAACACUU
Messenger RNA from Cottoperca gobio, 2869 nucleotides. It is a transcript of the gene adck2, whose product is annotated as aarF domain containing kinase 2. The record is from RefSeq and is a predicted model, not a curated record. Gene Ontology annotation, cellular component: mitochondrion. Lineage: Eukaryota; Metazoa; Chordata; Actinopteri; Perciformes; Bovichtidae.